Spirometra erinaceieuropaei is the source of this 1665-nucleotide messenger RNA. The record is from the annotation of a GenBank genome assembly. Lineage: Eukaryota; Metazoa; Platyhelminthes; Cestoda; Diphyllobothriidea; Diphyllobothriidae.
AUGAUCUUCGCAGCCCGCCAACUUCAGGAGAAGUGCCAGGAGAUGCAGACCCACCUGUACUCUACCUUUGUGGACCUGACGAAAGCCUUCGACACGGUGAAUCGUGAAGGACUGUGGAAGAUCAUGCAGAAAUUCGGCUGUCCGGAGCGAUUCACUCAGAUGGUGCGUCAGCUGCACGACGGUAUGAUGGCGCGAGUCACGGACAACGGAGCUGUCUCAGAGGCAUUCGCAGUGACCAACGGAGUGAAGCAGGGCUGUGUGCUGGCGCCUACCCUCUUCAGUCUCAUGUUCUCUGCCGUGCUGAUGGACGCCUACCGCGACGAACGCCCCGGGAUCCGCAUCGCCUACAGAACGGACGGUCAUCUCCUGAAUCAACGGCGCAUGAACUUCCAAUCGCGUGUAUCCACAGCCACCGUGCACGAACUCCUCUUCGCCGACGACUGCGCCCUGAACACCACCUCGGAAGAGGAGAUGCAACGGAGCAUGGACCUAUUCUCCGCCGCCUGCGAGAACUUCGGUCUGAUCAUUGACACGCAGAAGACGGUGGUGAUGCGCCAACCGCCGCCCAACUCAGCCACAGCCCCCAACGCGCCGCACAUCAACGUGAAUGGGACCCAACUGCAAGUGGUGGAGAACUUCCCGUAUCUGGGCAGUACCCUCUCCCGCAACACCAAGAUUGAUGACGAAGUCGCCAACAGGAUCUCGAAAGCCAGUCAAGCCUUCGGACCCCUCCAAAGCACAGUCUGGAAUCGCCACGGUCUCCAACUGAGCACAAAGCUGAAGAUGAACAAGGCCGCCAUCCUGCCGACGUUACUGUACGCAGCAGAGACAUGGACGAUGUACACGAGACAGGCACGCCGACUGAAUCACUUGCACCUCAGUUGUCUCCGUCGCAUCCUGAGGCUGAACUGGCAGGAUCGAAUCCCCGACACGGAAGUACUGGAACGAACGGGAAUCCCCAGCAUCUACGCCAUACUGAAACAAAUGCAGCUGCGCUGGAGCGGCCACCUGGUGCGCAUGGACGACGAGCGACUACCCAAACGACUCUUCUACGGAGACGUCGCGACGGGUUCUCGUCGUCAAGGAGGCCAGUUUCGCCGUUACAAGGAUACCCUGAAGUCCUCCUUGAAGCACCUGCAAAUCAACCCGACCAACUGGGAAGAUCUCGCCCGCGAUCGUCCGACAUGGAGGAGAACAGUGAAGACGGGCGCUGCUAUCUACGAAACCAACCGAAUCGCCGCCGCCAAAGCGAAACGCGAAGCCCGCAAAUCACAACUUCGCCCAGUCCGCAACGCCGCCGCACAACCUCCCCCUACGUGUCCUCGAUGUCAACGGACAUUUCGGGCACGAAUCGGACUUGUUGGACAUCUUCGAAUCAACUGUGCCUCUCGAACUGCUCCAGCCAUCGUCCCCCGCCCGCCUCUUCCUCGUCCUCUCUACCACCAACUAACUCUGAUAACUCUUCUGAACCACCACUUCCAUCCUCCUCGUCGUCCACCUCCUCCUCCCUCUCCACUGCCCCAGCAGCGGCCGUUCAGACUGCUUCCUCUACAGCUGACACCGACACCGCCGACCUCUCAUGCCCACAUUGUUCACGCACCUUCACCUCGCGCAUCGGCUUGGUCGGUCACUUGCGAAUCCAUCGCACAGAGACUGGCGAACUAG